Molecule: messenger RNA, 1197 nt
Organism: Sorex araneus (European shrew)
Lineage: Eukaryota; Metazoa; Chordata; Mammalia; Eulipotyphla; Soricidae
Gene: ATP23
Product: ATP23 metallopeptidase and ATP synthase assembly factor homolog
Exons: 6
Coding region: 225-959 (244 amino acids)
Biological process (GO): mitochondrial protein processing; mitochondrial proton-transporting ATP synthase complex assembly
Cellular component (GO): extrinsic component of mitochondrial inner membrane
Molecular function (GO): metalloendopeptidase activity
Source: RefSeq, a predicted model, not a curated record
CCCUGCACCCCGCGCCGCCCCGCGCCCCAGCCCGGGCCCGGCCCCGCGGCCUCAGUCCUGCUCGGAGGGUCCUCCCGCCCAACGUCCUCAGCUCCGCCCCGCGCGGGGUGGGCCUAGCGGAGGGCGGGCCCCAGCCGUGGCGUUGGCGGAAGGGCCCUCACCUUUCCGCGUCCCCCCUGGGCGGCGGCGGGCGGGAGGGGCCAGUGGCGGGGCCGGUGGUCGGCAUGUCUGGGGAACCCGGGGGGCGCGGCCAGGGCCCGGAGCAGCAGCAGCAGCAGCAGCACGUCGGCUGCCAAGUGUUCCCCGAGCGGCAGGCCCGCGGGCACCCCCCGCCAGGGUUCCUCUCCAGCUUCUUCUCCAACCACCAGAAGUGCCAGCUCAUGCUCCUGCAGACGCUGCGGACAAAUCCAUACGUCAAACUUCUCCUUGAUGCCAUGAAACACACUGGAUGUGAAGUGAACAGAGAAAGGCACUUUUCAUGUGAAGACUGUAAUGGAAAUGUCAGUGGAGGUUUUGAUGCUUCAACUUCUCAGAUUGUUUUGUGCCAGAAUAAUAUCGGGAGUCAGGCUCACAUGAACAGAGUGGUGACCCACGAGCUCAUUCAUGCCUUUGAUCACUGUCGUGCCCACGUUGACUGGUUUACCAACGUCAGACAUUUGGCCUGCUCAGAGGUUCGAGCCGCCAACCUCAGUGGAGACUGUUCACUUAUUAAUGAAAUAUUCAGAUUACGUUUUGGAUUAAAACAACACCACCAGACGUGUGUGCGAGACCGAGCCAUCCUUUCUAUUCUGGCUGUUAGAAACGUUAGCAGAGAAGUAGCUCAGAAGGCUGUGGAUGAAGUUUUUGAAUCUUGUUUCAAUGACCACGAACCUUUUGGAAGGAUUCCGCAUAACAAAACUUAUGCAAGAUAUGCUCAUAGGGACUUUCAAAACCGUGAUCGAUAUUACUCAAAUAUAUGAAGACAGUGAUAUUUAUUUUACAGAAGUUCAAUGAUUAUGAAGAAAAUAUGGUCGUAAAGCGGAUAAAUAUAUAAAGUUUGAACAAAUGCAGCUGGAACAGAAGAUAGUGAUUCUAGCAUCAGAAACGGUAACUGAUAAGAGAAAAUGAAAUGGCCUUAAACUCCAAGGCAAAAAUGUAUCUUUGUAGCUAACUCUGAUGAAUUAGGCAAAUAAAUUACAUUUUUUUGGGUAUUUUCUA